AUGACUUCCCGCUUCACUUUCAAAAAGCUUAACACUGCUCAUCUUCCACUCAUUCGCAGAUAUUGCAGUUCUUUCCCUUUUCACAAAAAGAGAGUAGCUAUAAGGACUCACAACUUGAAGAAUGUGUUGGUCGAAGGACAGAAUGCUUCUGUUUCUUCAACAUUAUGUGGUGCCCCAGUAAUUCCCAGUGGGAAAGUGGAGCCAGUGUUGCAUUACUAUGGGAUUGGAAAGUUCAUUGAUGUAUACUGCAAUGCAAACUAUACUUUUCCUGAUGAGACCAUAGAGAUGAGACUACAGUGCCAAGGCUACAAUUUGUGGAGUCCUUCCGUACAACCUUGUUUCCGUAGAACUUCACGUGACACUUCUCAACUGCGUAUUCAUAAUGGAAGAAUAAUCAGUAGAAAGAAAAACAACUUCGAGCCUGGAGAUACUGUUACUAUUAUCUGUAAUGCUGGCUAUGCAUUAAGUGGGCCAGCUGAGAUUCGAUACAUUGGUGGGAAGAAAUGGUUGCCUGCUGUUCCAGCUUGUUCUCUGAAUGAUUUCUUCAUACUGCUUAUAUCUGGUAUGUAAUGUUUUGAAACUGCAUGGAAAAAACAUGAAGAUGCACUCAUAAAUUUCACAUACAA
Messenger RNA from Elgaria multicarinata webbii, 626 nucleotides. RefSeq names its product complement receptor type 2-like. The record is from RefSeq and is a predicted model, not a curated record. NCBI's taxonomy places the organism in Eukaryota, Metazoa, Chordata, Lepidosauria, Squamata, Anguidae. The transcript has 5 exons. Bases 1 to 570 code for a protein of 189 amino acids.